Messenger RNA from Medicago truncatula (barrel medic), 563 nucleotides. RefSeq lists its product as uncharacterized. Lineage: Eukaryota; Viridiplantae; Streptophyta; Magnoliopsida; Fabales; Fabaceae. The transcript has a single exon. The record is from RefSeq and is a predicted model, not a curated record. Bases 58 to 360 code for a protein of 100 amino acids.
AACAUUUUAAAUACAAAAACACUAAGGUCAUAGAAAUUUUUCAAGUAAGGUAUAAACAUGUCAUCCCGUGUGAUCAAAAACCUCAUCGCAAUGCUUGAAGCUGAGGAAGCAGCUGAAGCUUCCAAAUCCACCAACCAUGGUACUGCAAAUUCAUUUAACAACCAUGGCAACGGGGACCAAAAUUUCUCCGGUGCCAAAAUCAAUGCCGGUGCAAAUUCCGGUGACCGUAACAAACACCGCACCACCAAUAGUUAUGGUGGCCGCACUAUUAAUAACAAGGGUAAUACUUUCAAUGGUCAUGGCAAUGGAGGGUUUAUUGAUGGUAACUUUGAUGCCUCCACAAAGAACUACAACUAUUAGUUAUAAUAUAUGUAUCAUCAUAUUAUUUAUAUGCUAUAUGCAAUAUGAUCUUGUGUGUUUUACUAAGAAUAAUGAAAUUGGAGCUAUAUGCAGUUCCAAAAGUGUAUUCAUGGUUUAAUGUUGUAUCUAUUGUCAAUUUAAAAAUAGUAACUACAAUUAAAAAAUAUCAAAACUACCUAUUUCUAAUGAUUUAGGUUUCCAAA